GAUGGGGGCGCCACAGCUCUUAAAAUUUACAGCUAAUUUGAAAGCUUUCAAGAGGCUCUGCUGGGAUAAUGAUGUUUCACAGGAAUAUCUAAAUAAUUCAUGUUUAAAGUGUUUCUGUUUUUUUGCCUAUAAACUGUUUUGAUUGAGAAGUCAAACAUUACAAAAUUAGAUUGUUCCGUUUUAAAGGGUCUUAAGUUAGAAAAUUUCUUUUGUGCACAAAUAAAGUUGCAGACUGAUUUGAGGCUUUAUUCCAAAUGUCCUGAGGUUUCGGCCGGAAGGUUUUUAGAUGUGAAUCAAAGAUGGGAUUUUUCUCAAGGAAAAAACUGAUUAUAAACAGAAUUAAGCAGUUUAUUUCAGGACUGCAGGAGCUAAAACCCAUUUUUAAUUACAUCUUAAUGCAGCAGCUCUGGGUGGUUCUUCUUCUUGGGUUUCAUUUUCUUCCUCUUGUCUGGGUGUUUGUGCUACGUGAGCAUGUCUGCAGAUCUCAGUAAGUCAGCAAAUCUUCAGUUCAAUAAAGAGGAAAUAUCAUCUGAUGCUGCUCCUCCGAACCUGGAAGAGCUCCGCCGCGUUUGGAGCCAUGGGAGCUGAUUUUGUCUGUGCAGUUCUGUCCGUUGUUGCUUUGCUGCUGUCAACCGUCGAAUGCGAUGUGAACUGUAACGGACGUCCAGGAGAACUUGGACCUCCUGGACGAGACGGGCUGGCUGGGAUGAAAGGCCAGAAGGGAGAGCCAGCUGUCUGGGUGGACGACCAAGUGGAUCCAAACAUGCUGCUGCGGCUGAAAGGGGACAAAGGAAACUCGGGGCCACACGGGCCGAUUGGUCCACAGGGUUACCGUGGUAAUGUGGGAGCAGCAGGAGCGGCCGGCCGGCCUGGUCCACCCGGUCCAGCGGGGGUAAACCGCAACGCCGGACAAAGUUUGUCCAAUCAGGGAACUCCCGCCGCUUUCUCUGUGAAGAGAAAUGUCGCCAAAUAUCCACCUUUCAACCAGAAAAUAACUUAUCAGGAGGCCAUCGUCAACACUGGCAACAGUUUCGACAUAAACACCGGCAUCUUCACCUGCAGAACACCUGGUUUUUAUUACUUCACCUUCCACUCCGUUGCCAAGGUCAGUAUGUGCCUGGCUUUAGUCAAAGAAGGAGAAGCUGAGAAAAUAGUGUUUUGUGAUGAAAACGUUAGGAACUCUGAUCAGGUUCUGUCCGGUGGAGUCGUGUUGGAGCUGACGGCGGGACAGAAAGUCUGGCUGGAGUCCUACAGAGACCAGCAGCAAAGCCUGCAGAUCCAGAAAGACGCCGACGCAAGAGACGUCAGAGAAAAACUGAUCAUCUUCAACGGCUUCCUGAUCUUCUCAAACUCAUAAUAAAACUAGCCGAGUCCUCCUCCUGCGACAUUUAACCAUCUUUGAUGUCAGUUUCUGAAAUGUUUUCAUAUUUACUCAUUUUAGAGCUGAUGGAUUUUUAAUAACCUCUGACUCCGAGCCUGAAGUUCAUCAUUUCAUGGAGAGGUGUCUAAACGUUUGGGAAUACUGUUGCAACCACUCCAAGUGCCACAAAAUGCUUUUUGUUUCUUUAGAAAAUAAUUAUAAUAAAACACACUUACCACACCAUAUUGUAAUGAAAUAAGCAAAGCAGUCAGAUCUCUGCAAUUCUUUGUAGACUUAAAACAAAAAAGGCUCUUUAAUGUUUGCUGGAUAAAAAAAAAUAUAAAAGAAUCUAAAUUA
Messenger RNA from Poeciliopsis prolifica (blackstripe livebearer), 1717 nucleotides. Its product is annotated as complement C1q subcomponent subunit A-like. The transcript is spliced from 7 exons. The coding region runs from base 533 to 1357 and encodes 274 amino acids. Gene Ontology annotation, molecular function: protein binding. NCBI's taxonomy places the organism in Eukaryota, Metazoa, Chordata, Actinopteri, Cyprinodontiformes, Poeciliidae. The record is from RefSeq and is a predicted model, not a curated record.